UGCUCUAAGGGCGUUGCCAGCUGUCUUUAAGCUACUCUCAUUAAAUGCUCUUUUGUGGUGCUUUUCUGGUCGACUAUUUCGGAAGUCGUCGGCGCUUGAGCCCGUUUUUGAGCCGAUGCCAUAAUGUUAAGAGGGUAUCCCAAGCACAUUUGCUCUUUUUUAUUCAAUAGAAAGCACUGAAACGUGAAAGCGGCGUGGGUGCUCAGUCGUAUUGGUCUGCUAUUAGGACGCAAAAAUGAGUAGCCUACCGGAGACGCUGUCCUCAGAGGAGGUGGCGUCGUCGCUUCCGACAACGCGCGUUGACCGCCUUCUGCGCGAGCGCAUCCGGAGGAACCGCAGCCACCAGGCGUUCGAUGCUUUUGAGGAGAUACCCAUGGAGGAUCCGGUCCUUGAGACGGUUCCGGAGCCGCCCACGAUUUCUCGCCUGCUGGUCAUUGCCAACCGCCUGCCUGUCACCUGCAGCAAAGACAGCGCCGGCCGCUGGCAACUGCAGGCCAGUGCUGGCGGGCUGGUUUCGGCGCUAAAGGGCGUCAGCAACUACGCGACCGUGUGGAUCGGCUGGCCGGGCAUCUGGGUGAAGCCGGGCCGUGAGCGGGAGGAGCUGGCUGCGCUGCUCAAGGCGGAGGGCUACUCGCCCGUGUGGAUGGACCAGACGCUGUUGGACAUGUACUACAACGGCUUCUGCAACUCCGUGCUGUGGCAGCUGUUCCACUACGUGCCGCUCAACAUCGACAGCUGGCAGAAGAUGGCGGAGCACAGGGCCAUGCAGAUGCAGUGGCAUGCGUACCAGGUUGCCAACGAGAAGUUCGCUGACGUGGUGCUGUCCGAGUACGGCAGCAAUGACGUGGUGUGGGUGCAGGACUACCACCUCAUGCUGCUGCCCUCGCUGCUCAAGCAGGCGGUGCCAAAGAUGAAGGUUGGGUUCUUCCUGCACACGCCCUUCCCCUCCUCCGAGAUAUACCGCACGCUGCCGGUCAGGGAGGAGGUUCUCCGCGCCGUGCUGGCCGCCGACCUUGUUGGGUUCCACACGUACGACUACGCGCGGCACUUCAUCUCCUCCUGCACCCGCAUACUGGGGCUGGAGGGCACGCCGGAGGGUGUUGAGAACAACGGGGUGCUAACGCGCGUGGGCACCUUCCCCAUCGGCAUCGACCCGGAGCGCUUCACUCGCGCGCUGGAGAGCGAGGAGGUGGCGGGGCAGACCGCCAAGCUGCUCAACAGAUACGCGGGAAGGAAGAUCAUGUUGGGAGUGGACCGGCUAGACAUGGUGAAGGGCAUCCCUCAGAAGCUGCUGGCGUACGAGAAGUUCCUUGAGGAGCACCCCGAGUGGCGGGACAAGGUGCUGCUGGUGCAGAUCGCGGUGCCCAGCCGCACCGACGUGCCGGAGUACCAGAAGCUGAGGAGCAUGGUUCAUGAGAUCGUGGGGCGCAUCAACGGCCAGUACGGCACCCUCACCUACGUGCCCAUCUACCACCUGGACACCUCGCUGAGCUUCACGGAGCUGUGUGCGCUGUACGCGGUGACGGACGUGGCGCUGGUGACCAGCCUGAGGGACGGAAUGAACCUGGUGAGCUACGAGUACGUUGCCUGCCAGAGCGACAACGCGGGGGUGCUGGUGCUCAGCGAGUUCGCGGGCGCGGCUCAGUCGCUGGGUGCGGGCGCGCUGCUUGUGAACCCCUGGAACAUCUCCGACAUGAGCGCCGCCAUUCAUGACGCGCUGUCCAUGAGCGAGGAGGAGCGGCGGGAGCGGCACCGACAGAACUACAUGCACGUGCAGACCCACACCUCGCAGCACUGGGCGGACACCUUCAUCACGGAGCUGAAUGACACGCACAUAGAGGCGGACCUGCGCAUGAGGCACACGCCGCCGCCGCUCGUUAUCCCCGAGGUGGUCCGCGCCUACCAGGCCUCCCGCCGCCGCCUCAUCGUGCUCGGCUACAACGCAACACUCACAACCAGCGUGGAAGCACCCAGGCUGCCCAAGCGCCAGUUCGAGCAGGUCAAGGCGCUGGCCAAGGUCAACCCCCGGGUCAUGCAGUCGGUGUGUGAGCUGUGCCAGGACCCCGCCAACGUGGUCGCCAUCUUCAGCGGCUCCGAAACCUCCAAGCUGGACGAGAUCUUCGGACACCUGCCCGUCUGGCUGGCCGCGGAGAACGGCGUGUACGUGCGGCCCCCCCACCCCCUCCACCACCACCCGCACCACCACUCCCACUCCCAUUCCCACUCGCACCUGGGGUCCGGUCCGGGGGGGCUGAUGGGGCCAGCAGGGACGUCCCCUCGAGGCACAUCCCCGCAGCAGCAGCAGGGGGGCCUGCAAGAAGCCGGCGUCGGCGCCGGGACGGCAGCAGAAGGCGGAGCAGCAGCAGCAGCAGGCGGCAGCAGCCGGCAGCAGCAGCCGGCCGCAACCCCGCAGUGGCAGUGUGUGUUUGACCAGGUCCACUGCGAGUGGAUGGAGAGCGUGCAGCUGGUGUUUGACUACUUUUGUGAGCGCACGCCGAGGUCGUUUGUGGAGGCGCGGGAGACUAGUCUGGUGUGGAAUUACAAGUAUGCGGAUGUGGAGUUCGGUCGCAUCCAGGCUCGCGACCUGCUGCAGCACCUGUGGACCGGACCCAUCAGCAACGCGCCCGUGGAGAUCAUUCAGGGCGGCAAGAGCGUGGAGGUCCGUCCCGUGGGGGUCACCAAGGGUCUAGCCAUGCAGCGGCUGGUGGGGCUGAUCGCCUCGGAGGGCGGGUUGGAGGCGGCGGCAUUCGACAUGGUGCUCUGCAUCGGGCACCUUCUGGGGCGGGAUGAGAACCUGUUUUCGCUGUUUGAGGGGGACCGGAUCGACGGGGCGGCGCCCACACACAACAGCAGCUAUCGCCGUUGGGUGGAGGCCACCACCACAACCAACACCACCACCAUCAUCACAGUCACCAGCUGGGUCGGCACGGGCGGAGCAGCAGCACGGGGGGCAUUGUGGGGCUGGGGGCAGCUGCCACCGCCGCCGCCGCCGCCGCCGGCAGCAGCAGCGGGAUUAACAGCGGCAGCGGCGGCAUGGCGGG
This is a messenger RNA of Astrephomene gubernaculifera, 3041 nucleotides long. NCBI's taxonomy places the organism in Eukaryota, Viridiplantae, Chlorophyta, Chlorophyceae, Chlamydomonadales, Astrephomenaceae. The record is from the annotation of a GenBank genome assembly.